UGAAUUCUCUCCCUUAAAAAGCAAUACAAGAUGGCUGCUUCCAUCAAGCCAAAUCGUAAGAGGAAAGCUGCCGCGAAAAGCAAGAAAAAGGGAUGGAAAAAAGUCGAUAUUUCCGAGUUGGAAGAUUUUCUGGAAGAUGAGAGGCUGCAAGAAAGAACUGGUGGUCUUGUGGCAGACAAAACAGAUGACAGUCUGUUCUUCGUUGACAAGACUGUGAAAGAAAAGCCUGAAGAGCAAGAUGAUGACCCAGUUCAAAAAGGUGUUGUUCAAGUUCCUCUGAGGAGAAAUCAACGGAAAAACAGGUCACUUAGAUGUUUCAAUAACCUUGAACCUGACCCACACACCAAACCAGCUCAUAUACCUCACAACAUCCGGGCAAGGCCGAGGCUGUCGGUGCAGGAGAGGGACAGGCUAGCCAACAAGAAGCCAACAGCCAAAGAGCUGCAGGCCCAGAAACAGAGCACGGAUGCCCGAGCAGAAAGGAUUAAAAACAGAGUGGGGAGAUGGAACUUGAAAGUGAACGCUGACUUGUGGGAUGACCAGACUGCUGGCCAGGAGGAUGAGGAUGAGGAUGAACACUACCGCCUGGUCACCAAGAAGAGGAGAGUUAAUGUGCCAUCUUACUAUAACAAGAAGCCAACGAGUCUGCCAGCAGUCGAGGUGCCCCAUCCCGGAGCCUCCUACAACCCAGCAUAUGACGACCAUCAGGAUCUGCUGUGGAAGGCCCAUGAGGUAGAGGUGAAGAAGCAGAAGGCCAUCCAGAAGCUGUUCAACGCCUUGGAUGCCAAGUUUCCAUCUAAACACGAUGCACCAACACAGCAAACAUGGCUGGAAGAGAUGUCUGCCGGGCUCCACACGGACCCCAGCCGGGAGGACGAGGUCGCUUUGCCUACAGAGGACCUUGACAAGAUCUCCAUCAACCCCCCAGUCAGGAGGGAGGACCUCAAGACACGAAAACAGAGAAGGAAGGAGAGGGAGAGAAGAAUUGAGGCAAAGAGGUUAGCCAGAACCAAAGUGGUAAAGCAGAAGAAGAAUGAAUUUAACAGGUUGAAGUCCAUAAAGAAGGAAAUACGUAAGGAAGAGUUGGCAACGGAGGAACGCGCCAAACGUAAAGAGGAACAGCUUGAGAAGAAUAAAGACAAACCCAAGAAGCUUGGCAAACACAAAUAUGUAGAGCCUGACCUUGACCUUAAGCUUGGCGAGGAGUUGCCUGGGUCACUGAGGUUAUUGAAGCCUGAAGGCUAUCUCAUCAAGGACAUGUUCCACAGUCUACAGAAGCGGAACAUCAUUGAGACGAGGGAGAAGGCCAAGAAACCAAAGAAUAGGCGACCAAAGUUCUUUGAGAGGAAAUCACACCGAGAAAUUACAUAAAAUGACAACAACAAAAAGUCCAAGUCAGAAAAUUAACAGUUGCUUAUUUGUUCAUGGAUGUGUAAAUAAAAUGACCUAUACAUAAAA
This is a messenger RNA of Haliotis rufescens (red abalone), 1458 nucleotides long. RefSeq names its product ribosome biogenesis protein NOP53-like. The coding region runs from base 31 to 1371 and encodes 446 amino acids. Gene Ontology annotation, biological process: rRNA processing; ribosomal large subunit assembly. The transcript is spliced from 14 exons. Gene Ontology annotation, molecular function: 5S rRNA binding. The record is from RefSeq and is a predicted model, not a curated record. Gene Ontology annotation, cellular component: nucleolus. NCBI's taxonomy places the organism in Eukaryota, Metazoa, Mollusca, Gastropoda, Lepetellida, Haliotidae.